This is a messenger RNA of Lolium perenne, 3732 nucleotides long. RefSeq lists its product as uncharacterized. The record is from RefSeq and is a predicted model, not a curated record. NCBI's taxonomy places the organism in Eukaryota, Viridiplantae, Streptophyta, Magnoliopsida, Poales, Poaceae.
AAAAAAAAAUGCGCUGCGACUGAGAGGAGCCCUCUGAUGCACUGCGCAAAUGAGUCCUGGAUGAUCGUCUUGUUCUCGAUGAAGGAGAACAUGCCGGUGGUGGUCUCCGCGAUGGUGUGCAUCGCCGCCGAAUCCUGAUCGGUGCCGGAACCAAAGGUGUGGCCGACGCGAAUCAAGGAAGAUGGCACGAGCACAUUCUAGUCGGUGGCCGACGGUGACCUUGGAGGCUUGGAUGUAGCGUGUAGCUGUCCUAGCCGUUGGAGAUGAGGAUGACAGCGGAGACGGUGUCCUAGUAUUGGCGGCCGUCAAUCAUCCUGGCAGUUUCGUGGAGGCCUUCUUUGAUGUUGGUCCAGCUGCAGGCGACGAGGGACUCAACGGCACGCUUGCCGCUUGGACGAGGCCCUCCCGUCGUUGGACACACGUGUGAGACGGCGUGUGGUGGAGGAGAACGAGACGAGGCUGAGGCGGUGGUCAGGUCCCAGCUUGUUGACGACGAACCCCAUGACCUGCUUCAGCAGGGCCAGCUUGACACCGACCAUACUCGUGCUGAUGUCGCACCAUCACAAGGUCGAGUGGCGCCGCAGAUGCACUGAACAGAGGUGUUUGCUUGCCAUUCGAAUGUUGCAGAUCAACUCCUUGUCAAUGGCGUGCAUGGUUGCACAGAUGCAAACUUUACAGCCUUGUACAUCCACCGCUAGUACAUCUGGACGUAGUGCAUUAUUCUCCAUGUAUACUAAUGUAUGAAGAGUCAGAUUAAGUAGAAAGCUUUCAGAUUAGUUCUAAAGCGACAGGUGUCACAAUCUGACAGGGGCCCUAGCUGGAAGGUUGUGCGGCCAAGCCACAUAGAAUUUUUUUCCGACGCCAAACGUCAUCCGGAAUCUUGGGAUCCAUCGGUAAGUGGCCGCGUUGUACACGCCUAGGUUUUCCAAAGAAAACAGAGCGGCGGCGAAAGAGGGCGCCCUACCCUACUGGUCUGGUAGGGGUAGAUUCAGCGGGAAGCGAGUCGUCGACGCGGAAGGAAGCCGUGGAGGAGACGGGAAUAGGUCUGAGAUGGCGGGGGUGAGCUCUGACUCUGAGGCGAGGAUGGCGAAGGUAAAGAAGAUACAAGAGAGGAUGGCGAUGACAAAGGCCUUCCUCCAGAGACAACAGAAGUUGCCAACGAAGAAGAAGGCGAAUGAUGACGAAUCAGCAGAUCCCAGUUCCACCAAUUUAGUGGCCAUCCAAGAUAACCAUCUCGACAAAGGUAAAUCAGCAUUGGCCAAGAAGACGUCAGAUGAGGAGGCGUUGGAUUACGCUUGGUACCGUCUAAACUGGGAAUCAAAUUGUUGCAAAAACUGUGAUCACUUCGAAAACUUAACGGUGCUGAGUUCAAUGCAGUUUACACACUACACACCCGGAAUCAUCCCAUACAACAGUGCUGGCGCCGCCGUGGAUACCUUGCAGAUCUUCUCCAUGAAACUCAAACUCACAGAUGACAUUGCUGGUGGUUUUGAGUUGCCAUUGUCUGUGUACGGCGUAGUUGCUGUUCGAGACACUGUGGAUUCCAGCCGAAACAUUCUAUUCUCUUGCGAUAGGACCAUGGCCCAAGAACUGACACAGGAUGAUCCUUUUCUGCACUUGACUGGUCCGUCCCGUGCGAUCGUUUCCAUGGACAUGCUCUACUUUGAGAUCCAACUGAAAGUAAAAGGUGCAGCAGAGUCUCAAGACAAUUCGUUGAUCACUUGUGCACGUGGUUACACCGGAGGAUGCGGUUCUGGCAUAUCAACCCUGUGCUUCAAGAACGUCUUCUGCACGCUAGAGUUGUGCUUGCAGCCAGUUAAACGAACGGUCCAGGCCACUAUCUUGACUGUCCAGAUUGUCAAGAAGAAAGAGUUAUGGCCUUUAAGUUUUGCAUAUGGCGGACUGGUUGCUUGCACCCCACUACCAAGGACGACAAUGGUGUCCGCUGAUAGUGGAGUCUCAUCCAACCAAAUUGUGCUGAUUGAGUCGAAAGGUAGACCAAUGCCGAAAGGUGUUAAUGGGCAUGUACAUCUGUGGAGGCAAGUUGUUUCUGUAGAACGUGGAGGAGGUUUGGACGUUGUCAUACAAGCCUACUCCAAAUCUGGUGCUGUCCAUGUAGAAGGUCGCGUCCAUUUCACGUCCCAAACUUGCUCUGUAAGCCAGCAGGAAUGUGUUGUUGGUGAAGCUCAGGCAGACAGAGGUUCGGUAGUUGGAAAACCUGAAGACUUUUUGACAAAAGUUGGGAAAGCAGAAGCUCCUGUGACAGAAGCUGGGAAAGCAGAAGAAUCCGUAACAGAAAUUUUGAAAGCUCAAGAAUCUGACCAAGAGGCGAGUACAGUGAAGGUAAAGAAGAUACAAGAGAGCAUGGCGAUGACAAAGGCCUUCCUCCACAGCCAAGAUAAGUUGCCAACGAAGAAGAAGGCCAAGGCGAAGGAUGAAGAAUCAGCGGAUUCCAGUUCCACCAAUUCAAUGACCAUCCAAGAUAACCAUGUCUACAAAGGUAAAUCAGCAUUGGCUAAGAAGACGGCAGAUGAGGAGGCGGCGGAUUACGCUUGGUACCGUCUAAGCUGGGAAUCUAAUUGUUGCAAAAACUGUGAUCACUUCGAAAACUCAACGGUGCUGAGUUCGAUGUUGUUUACACACUACACACCUGGAAUCAUCCCAUAUGACAGUGCCGGCGCCGCCGUGGAUACCUUGCAGAUCUUCUCCAUGCAACUGAAACUCACAGACGACAUUGCUGGUAGUUUUGAGUUGCCAUUGUCUGUGUACGGUGUGGUUGCCGUCCGAGACACCCUGGAUUCCAGGCGAAACAUUCUCUUCUCUUGCGAUAGGACCAUGGCCCAAGAAUUGACACAGGAUGAUCCUUUUCUGCACUUGACUGGUCCGUCCCGUGCAAUCGUGUCCAUGGAUACGGUCUACUUUGAGAUCGAACUGAAAGUGAAAGGUGCAGCAGACUCUCAAGACAAAUCGUUGAUCACUUGUGCACAGGGUUACACCGGAGGAUGCGGUCCUGGCAUAUCAACCCUGUGCUUGAAGAACGUCUUCUGUACGCUAGAGUUGUGCUCGCAGCCAGUUAAACGAACGGUCCAGGCCACUAUCUUGAGCAUCCAGAUUGUCAAGAAGAAAGAGCUAUGGCCUUUAAGUUUUGCAUAUGGCGGCCUGGUUGCUUGCACCCCACUACCAAGGGCGACAAUGGUGGCAGCUGAUUGUGGAGUCUCAUCCAACCAGAUUGUUCUGAUUGAGUCGAGAGGUAAACCAAUGCUGAAAGGUGCUCGUGGGUACGUACAUCUGUGGAGGCAAGUUGUUUCUGUAGAACGUGGAGGAGGGCUGGACGUUGUCAUACAAGCCUACUCCAAAUCUGGUGCUGUCCAUGCAGAAGGUCGUGUCCAUUUCACGGCCCAAAAUUGCUACGUAAGCCAGGGGGAAUGUAUUGUUGGUGAAGCUCAGGUAACUGUUGCUGUUGCUUGGUCCCUUGUUCCCGACGACAUGGACGAUGUGGUGUCUGCAGAGGUAGGAUAGUUGUUUGAAGCUUGCAGCCAGCAUAUUUCAAUCAGUGUGAUGUCCGCAGCAUAUGUUGUGCUGCUGAUUACUUCGCACGACUAAAUUGUCUGAGUAACUGAGUUAGCUUACUUGCUUAUUUUAGUUUACGAAAAGCUUGCUUCUUUUCGCACGUGGUGGAUCCCAGUCCAUCCACAUAUAACAUACGAACCAUGGGUUCCACUUGGGUUGCCA